Penaeus chinensis is the source of this 2767-nucleotide messenger RNA. Its product is annotated as monocarboxylate transporter 9-like. Lineage: Eukaryota; Metazoa; Arthropoda; Malacostraca; Decapoda; Penaeidae. The record is from RefSeq and is a predicted model, not a curated record. The coding region runs from base 239 to 2041 and encodes 600 amino acids. Gene Ontology annotation, biological process: monocarboxylic acid transport; transmembrane transport. The transcript has 6 exons. Gene Ontology annotation, molecular function: monocarboxylic acid transmembrane transporter activity.
CUGCAUUGUGGAAGAGUGACCAUGUGGCAAGGAUAAUCACGUGUUUAUGAUACACGCAGAUAUUUGUAAUACACAUAAAUAUUUAUAUUCAUUCCAUACAUAUUAUGCGAAAAUAGAUAAAGCAACAGAACUAUGCUAUUCGAAAGUAAAAUUGUCCAUACAUCUGAGAAAUUGAUUGAAUUGAAGAAAAUUGCGUGCAAUAGACAAAACAAGUGAGGUGAUUCUCGGAGAAUCAAGAAUGCAAGACACAGGCACCGAAGAUCGAAUAGCUCGCAGCAAUGAAAUGAAACAUGGAUCCGAAGAAGAUAUACUAAAAAGCUGCGACAAACACGAGGACGAAGAAGCGAUACCUGAUAAUGACAUGGAAACACAAGACAAUCACCAUCAGGCUCAUAUCACAGAAAAGACACAAAGCUUUCCCGAAACGCCUUUAGAACCACAAGAGUCAAGGGACACACAAAGCUCUGGCCUGGAGGAAGGACCCACCACAGCGAAAGCAGCAUCUCAGAGUACAAUGAAGCCGCCUGACGGAGGCUGGGGUUGGUUCGUUGCCUUAGGCAGUUUCAUCAAUACGGCACUCCUGUUCUCGCUGCCUGUGGGUUUCGGCAUCCUCUUCUCCCGCUUCCUGAUGAACCUCGGGACGUCCUCCACCACCACAGCCUGGAUAUUCAACCUGCAAAUGUUCUUCUGGCAUGUGGUGGGCCCCUUCGUCAGGCCCCUCGCCCGGGAAUUCGGUUGGAGGAGACCCGGGAUCUUCGGGGUGCUGCUCAUCUCCUCUUCCAUCAUGCUCUCCGCCUUCGCCCCGUCGGCAGAGUUCCUCUUCUUCUCGUUCUCUCUUCUGAGUGGAAUAGGUGGAGGGCUGGUUGGCACUAUAUGUUUCCUAAUAGUACCUACCUACUUUGAGCGACGGCGAGGUAUAGCAAAUACAAUGCUUACGACAGGCAUAUGCAUGGGGCAGAUCAUGGGAGCUCCAUUCAUCCGUUAUCUACAAGACGAAUAUGCUUUCACGGGAGCUGCCUUGAUAUACGGCGCCAUCUUACUUAACUGUUUAAUUGGAGUCUCCUUUUUCCACCCUCUUAAAUGGCACUUGAAGAAAACGGAAGUCACGGAAAACGUUGCUUCGUUGGAUGGCUCUGACCCUCUUAUAUCCACUGCAGAGAAGACAGAGGAAGAGUCAGUUCAAAAGGUCUUGACUGAGGAUAUGAAAACUCAGGCAAGGAUGGUCAGAGCAAGGAUGCUGGCGCGAAUCAGCGAGUCGUCUUGUACUUCCCACACUUCAAGAGGUUCGGAAACGUCGGUGAUGUACGUGUCCAUGACCGGGAUUAUCGAAGUAGUUGAUUUUGCCUUAGAGACGGAGGCGAAAGAGAAAUCUUCUAGUUUGUGGGAAAUCUUAAAGCGCGUCUGUCUUUCAACGUUUUCCGACCUGCGCAUAUUCCGCUCACGAAGGGCACUAAUCAUUAAUACAGGAAUAGCUUUAUGUAUUAACAGCUACAUCAACUUCAUCAUGAUGGUCCCGUUUAAGAUGCAACAGGCUGGCUUUACUCUGCAGGAUUCGGCUUGGUGUGUAUCGAUCUUGGGUCUUUGCAACUUUGUGACCCGACUGAUAAUUUCUCCACUCACAGACUGGUCAAAGUUUAACAUGCGCCUAUGUUUCAUGAUCGGAUAUGCUAUCAUAGCAUGUUCUAUGUACGUUUUCCCACUGCUGACUAGCCUUACCUGGAUUGCGGUGACCAUGGCCGCUACUGGGUGUGGGAUCGCAGCCAACAUCACCCUCAACAGUCUCAUCAUGAUAAAAUACAUGGGCAUAGAAAACCUUCCUCCCCUUUUUGGUGCAUCUUGUCUCUUACUCGGAGGAACCUUCAUAGCGUUUGGGCCUUUCAUCGGCUUUGUACGUGACAUGACCGAGAGUUACACCUUCAGCAUAUGGCUCCUGGCAACCAUGUCGGCCUGCAGCCUCAUUCUGUGGUUCUUCAUGCCCGCCGCUGUGGCAUACGACGCCAAAAUGGAAGUCAAAAUGGAGAGAGAAAAAGAACGUGUUUGAUAUUUCCUGAAUCUUGUUGAUUUUGUCACCAACCUCAUAGAACGGAGAUCAAUUUUGUUCCUUAUUUUGUGGAAAAUAGUGGUGCAUCUUCACUAUCUUGUUAAAUCUGAAUCUUGGUCUUUCAUUGUCUAGGUUUUUAUUAUAUAAUUAAUAUUUGUUGUUAAUGUUUAGUAAACUGUUUCGUGAAAUUUUAUACAUUUUAUAUCCAUCUUAAUUUUGGAAUAAGGAAAACAAUGAUUUCACAUUGUAUUUUGAAAGUAGGUGUCGUCAAUCAUUGAAAGCAAGUGAUUAAUAAGUUUAGGAAAAAAAUAUUUCGCGUGUGAUUUUAUUACUAUUAUCAUUCAUCUUUACGUGUUAAUUACGAUGACUGUCACGCGACCUCCGCAAAUUGUGUCAGCGUUAGAAUAAUUUCUGUAAUAAGCUGUGCUUGUUAUCAAAAAUUAAAGAAAACAGAAAAGUCGUUCCUAUCACUAUCUUAGUGAUAGGAACAAUAAUCGUGUUGUUCAAUAAUCAAUAAUCGUGUUUUUUAAGAUAACCUACAAAUCUCAAAUAGACAGUGAAUUAUAUCAUUUCACUAAAGUUUGAGAAUGGAAAUGAUAGGCUGUAGCGCCCUCUGGGAACCACUCAAAUAUUUUAUCCAGAUGGGCGCUAUCUGUUAAUUCCUUUCUGUGGUUUCUCGAAAAGUUAUCUUCAGAACCCACACUAUAAAAGAAAAAUCAUACAGGG